Macrobrachium nipponense is the source of this 13454-nucleotide messenger RNA. RefSeq lists its product as uncharacterized. The transcript has 13 exons. The record is from RefSeq and is a predicted model, not a curated record. Lineage: Eukaryota; Metazoa; Arthropoda; Malacostraca; Decapoda; Palaemonidae. Gene Ontology annotation, cellular component: intracellular membrane-bounded organelle. Bases 320 to 1489 code for a protein of 389 amino acids. Gene Ontology annotation, biological process: regulation of DNA-templated transcription. Gene Ontology annotation, molecular function: DNA-binding transcription factor activity; zinc ion binding; sequence-specific DNA binding.
AUUUCUACCUGGUAGAGUACGCAAACACUUUUAAUCGUAAACAAACUUCGCGGCGUCAGACAAACAACUCUCUUGAUGGCCUAAACAAGUACAGUCACACAGAGGGAGGGUGAUCCAUGGUGCAGCAAAUGUGUAGUGAAUCAUUGACCAAGUUUUGUUGGCAUAAGUGUUCAGUACUCACCUGUUUAGUUUGAUAAGCAUUUGAUCACAAACCAGUCAGUAUUGGAAGCUACAUCUAGGAUAUAAUAUCUGCAAUACUUAGGAUAUUUGUUUGUAAGCAUUUGUUGAUAUUAAGGGAGCAAAUUCAGUAUUGACAAGUAUGGUCACCCCAGAGCCCCAUCUACGAAUUCCUGGAGUGUUAAUGCCUUCAUAUCAGAAACUGAUAAGUACAGAAGAGGGUAAAGCAGCCAUGAAGAGAAUCAGAGUUGAGUGCGGGGUCUGCAAGGCCACACGGUUUUAUUCCAUACAUAGAGGAAUUACUAGAAUUGCUGGAGUAGUUGCCUGUGAAGCAUGCAGGCAGUUCUACCAGCGUUUCAAAAAACAGCCAUGGGUGGUUGAUUGUACCAAAGGGGGAAAGUGCUAUGAACUUGAUGAGACUCCAAAAAAUAAAUGUAAAGCUUGUUGGGUAGCUCACAUUAUUUGCCGUUGUCCCGUGCCAGUCAGUUUGUAUAACAACUUGAUUGGUUAUCUUCCAACGGAGCUGAAGGCAAAGAUGGCAGCCAGACCUCCAACGUCUGACGAGGUUCCUGAAGAAAAGAGAGGAGGUUUAGGGCUUGAAGUUUAUAAGGAUGAGAGCUGGGUGGAUGUUACAGACAAAAGUGAGCUUGCCUCACUGGUUCAGUCCGACGAUGCUGUUGAUUCUGACGAAGUAAAUGAGCCAGAGAUGGAUGUAGACUAUGAGGCAGAGGAAGAAGCAAUAGAGGACCCAGGUGUACCUGAUAGUGAAAAUGAGAAAAUCGGUGGAACUGGCUCAGUGCGGGAAGGUGUAGGAAGGCGAGGGAAGAAAACACGUUCCAAUCAGAUGUUGAUCCUGAUGAAAGGCAAACACCAGGCUCAGAGAAAGGAUCAGGAGUGGUUAUGCCCAGUAGCUGAUAACACACCUGCUACCCCUUCUGUAAUGGCAUCAUUAAUUGAAGGGUUACAUGUAAACAAUCAAAAUAAAUUCAUGGAGAAUUUCAACCCCAAAACAAGUGAGAGAGUUAAACGUAAAAAGAAAAAAGUGCAGUACUUCAACAGCACUGGGAGAACAAAAGCCCCAGGAUCACACUGCAUUUAUGGCCCAGAUGGAACAUUGGCGAGUACAGGAAAAGAUUUGUGUGAUUGCCUACAAGGGGACUGCCCAGGUUGCCAUUAUCCAUGCCCUAAAUGUAAUUCAAGAAAAUGUGGAACAGAAUGCAGGAUGAACAGAAAAUGGUAUUAUGAGAAGGUAGAAGUAGAAGGAACUAAACUUUAUUGGACAAAUGAGUGGAUCAAGAAGCCAGAGAAGUAAACUUAAUUUAUGUUUGAAUAUGUAAUAGAUAUGUUUUAUAGUAGACUCUUAAUGGUAUGAUUAUUUUGGCAAUUAAUUUGCUUUUGCAACUGAAGUUGUAAUUUUCUUACUGAUACAUCAUUUAAGUUUUGCCAUUGUUGUUUUAUCAUAGAAAAGUUGAGUUGCUUUUUUUUUUGUAACAAGGUUUUGAACAAGGGUCUCAAACCGGACAUUUCUUUAAUAAAACUUUUCUUGACAUGACAUAGAAUAGUUCUCAAGGGUGGGAGUCGAUAACUUGUUGAACAUUAUUCUAAAAGAAGCUAGUGACGUCUUCACAUUUUAAUUUGGGUGUUUGACACUUAUUUUUACUCUUGUCUUCAAGUGGCAUGUUUAGUAAUUUGCCCUCUUCCGAGCGGCACUGCCCACCAUCACUUUGCCAAUUUGAGUAAUUAUUUGAAAUAUUUGUAUUGUAUAAAAUAGUAUAAACUCAGUAUGUGUACAAUAUGUGCCGGAAGUUAUCAGAGUUUUAUUCAUUACUGUUGCUACAGUUUAUUUACCACUGAGGUCAUCCUGUGUUUCACCUUUCAUUUUACUCGUUUGUUGUAAAGGUGAUUUAUUUGUAAUUUGCUACUGAUGGUGAUAAUUCAUUUCAUGGUCAUUUUAGCCUGGUGAUCCAUGCAUUACUUUUUUUCUCCAAGUGGGAGAGCUGAUGUUUGCUCCUUUGUCAUCUUAGCCCCAUUAUAUCUGAAUUAAUUAUAAAGAGAAAAUGUAUAAAAUAUAUUUGUCACAAUGAUUAAACUAAGAAGUCCAUAGCUUACAGUUAAUUCCAUUUGUACCAGUAUUAUAAUUACGUGUUGUUAAAGUUGGUUAUUAAAAUUUAGUCAGUGCCCUCUACUGCCCUUCACGUAAUUUCUCCAUCAAACAUCCUCGUAAGUGAUUAAAAAAGAAAAAAAUCUGCAUUUUAUACCUGACAGGGCCUGCAGUAAGGGUUUGUAAGGGUUUUCAUAAGUAUAGUAAUUGAUGUGGGCAAACCAUACAGUUGAGACAAAUAAAGUAGGCUAUGAGGGGAAUAGUGACAAGAACAGAAGUUUGAUCAAAAAUUGCAAACUGUAUCUGCAAACUCAGUCUAUGGUACUGCUUGCACCAAAUUCCCCAGAGGAAGUGCAGUCCAUGAUAAUUGUUUAUAUUACUGUAGUAACGCUUUAUAUCUGCAUGCAAGACAGCAAGACAGAUAUUGGUGCUGUGUCUAAAAGGCAGUGAAGCAGUUUCCUAAAUGAACUGUUCUGUGACCAUAUCUCAAGUUCCAGGUCAUGAUUUUGGCUGCUUUGAUAGUUUCAGUUUUUUUUUUUCUUGCCGUAUGUAUCCCUAUAUUUUUUGUACAGUUAGAAUAUAAAAUAUUGAAUCGGUUCGCUUAAUGUUUCAGACUAAAGGCGUAUGGCAGUGUUGAGCACUUAUUUACUAUUUACAUAAAAUAAGUCUUGACAGAGCUCUUUAUACUGUUCAUAUCUCAGUAUAAUGAAAUAUUUCAUAUUGAUUUGGACAAAAUACUUAAAAACAUGCAUGAAACAAAGAAUUUCCUUAUAGGUUUAUUUUUUAAUGGUUUUGAUUUAUUCUUAUUUUCAUUUUAUAAAAAAAUUCUAAAACUAAUUAAUAUAUUGACCAUAAAAAAAUAUUAUCCAAAUGGUAUAUUUCGUGAUGUGUUGUAAAGUAUCUAGACUGCAUAAGUUAGUUAUAUAUAAAUUUGACCUGAUUUAUUGCUUAUACUUGUGUAGAUAUUUGUGAUUUGCUUGUACUUCUAUAUUUUUCAAAUAUAAAUUGUUGGUAAACUCUGUUUUUAGAUCAAAAGCCCAUUGGGAGUUUUUAGAUCAAAAGCCCAUUGGGAAAUAGUAUUGCAAAUGACAAACUUUUAAUUCUUGGUUAUGAUGGAAAAUGUUUAGAUUCAAAUCACAAAUUUUAAAAAUUAAGUUGCCAUACCACCAGCUGAAAAUCUGGAUCACUGGAUUGGCCAAGAGGGUUUGUUUUAUACACUAAACAAGAAUAAUUAAUAGCUAUGUAAAGACUUAUAGACUGUAUUCACAGAAAAAAGUUAAUAUUGUUGAUGUUAUACUGCAUCUACAGGUUAGAACUGGGUCACAGGGAUUGGCCAUAAGGUAACCAAGUUUGUUUGUAUGAGAAUACAAAACCAGUCUUAGUGUAUAGUGUGUUUAGUAGCAUUCUUAGCACCAGCUACAAACUGUUAUUGAUGGUUUGCAACAAGGUAGUUUACUGGUAUCAUGCGUGUGGCAGUGUACCACCACUUCACCAGUUGGAAGCCUAACACUUUCUUUGGCUGCCAUCACAAGAAAAAUUCUCACAUGUACUCCUGAAGCUUCUCCACUUGAGUGUUUCUUUAUUUACAAUAGUCAAUUAUGUAUACAGUCAAGCCCGGUUUUCAUACGCCUCUCUUUUCAUACGUUUCGGUUUUCAUAGACUUUUUUCUUAUGAAAUUUUGUCUCGGUUAUCAUACGUUUCCUCAGUUUUCGUACACUCAAAAACGCUUCAUCCGGGACCCAGCGUGUGACCAGGCCCUGUAUCAAGCACCCAGACAAAGCAUCACAUCUUCUUUCGUGACCCAUUCUGCUAUUGUGUUAAUUGUUUUUGUGUUUUUUGUACGUUUUUAUUCAAGUGCAACUGCUAAAUAAGCCAUCAUGGGACUAAAGAAAGUUCCAAAUGCUAGCCCUUGUGUAAAAAAAGCGAGAAACAAUAGAAUUUAAGAAACAACUCAUAGCAAAGUGUUGGAGAAAGUUGCAUGCCAAUCUCGGUGAGAAAAUGCCUACAACAUGCACUGUUGUUAGUGAAUUUAAGGCCAGCUGAGGCUGGUUUGAAAAAUUUAGAAAACGAAUGGGCAUACAUAAUGUGCCUACUUCAAUGAUUAAGGACAUGUUUGCAAAGUGAAAUGAUGUAAGAAAUUUUGUGGAGAUUUAUCAUCCCAACAAAGAAGUUGUAAUCUGUGUCUCCAAUAUGUUUAAUGACAAUGCCAUGUUUAAUUUUGGGCAAAUUUUUAAGAAAUGCCAGAAACAAAUGCCAGUAAAAAACGAAGAGAAGUAACCCCAGAUAGGUCCUUGAUACCUAAAGUCCUUCUGGAGGGAGAUUCCCCUUCCAAACAAUACCUCUCCUUUCAGUCUUCCACACACUAACAAAUGUUUUCCAUGAAGGUAAGAGUGAUGUUAAAUGUUCAUUAUUCAUUUUAUUAGUCAUUUAUGUUUAUUUCUCAUUGUUUUCUGUAUGUAAAACUUUAGUCCUUAUAAAAUGUAUUUUUUGUUAAUAUUUUUGGUGGUCUGGAAUGCUUUAAUUGUAUUUACUUUAUUCCUCAUGGGAAUUAUUGUUGUGGUUUUCGUGGGAGGUUCUGGAAUGGGUUAUGUACGAAAACCGGAGUUCCCUUGUAAUUUUAAAGCGAACACCAUGGACAUACAGAGCAUGAUACAGUGUGUGUAUCCUCAGAAUUAUUGUUCUUUUUUCAGGUGAAGGUUUUUUUUUAUUUUUCAUUCAGACUUAUUAAUCAUAACAUUGGUAUCUGCCUCCUUUCUCAACAGUGUUGAUGGUUGAGGUAGAUUUUGAGGAAUUGAGGCUUUGUGGGAUGAGGUGUGGUUUAGGCAUUCUCUAGUUUUUUAGGAUUUACUAGAUGGUGCAGAUAAAGAGAGCCUUUGAUUAUAUGGUUCUUGCCAAUAGUUGUUAUUAUUAAUAACUCCAGUUUUUGCCUGUUUAUUUUUUCAUCUUAACAAUUUGGCAGACAGGCAGUUAUUUUUAUAUGGGUAUAUUUAUUGAUAUUACCUAACAGCAAUUCUGAUUACAAUAACUUCAAAUUUUCAGGGAGCCUUAUAUUUAAGUAGUGUCAAAUUUGUUCCAUAAUACAAACUCCAGAAGUUGGCUAUCCUACCAAUGUUAUAAAAUCAUUGGACAACACAAUUUUGGAACAUUCUUGCAGAAAAAUGUUGAUGUUUUAGAAUAAUAUUAAUUUUUUCCCUAGAUAUAUAGACACUCGUCACUCAACUAUCGUUCAUAUAACUCGCAAAAUUAAUUUUUUGAUAAGUGAGGAGUCUACCCACCCCCAGACCCCUUCUAUGUCUUUCAGUAUAAAGUAUAGUGAGAUGUAAAUAAAUUUACGAUUGCUUAACUUUGCAAACAAAAAAUAAAUUUCUAAAAGUAAUUGUUUUUCAUAGGUAUUUAGUUUGUUUGUUUGUGUGGUGUUUUUACGUUGCAUGGAACCAUUGAUUAUUUAGCAACGGGACUAACGGCUUUACGAGACUUCCAAACCACAUUGAGAGUGAACUUCUAUCACCAGAACAUAGGUAUUUAGUAUACAAAUCAGAGCCUUUCAUAUUAGGAGAACUGUAUCCUUCAGUGCAUGCAGGAAUAUCCAUUUCAUCUUGGUAACAGAUUCAAUGGCUGUGGAGAUUGGGGGUGCGAGGGGGCCGGGAGCCCCUCUCUUUCCACUUCAUCUUUUCCUUUGGCCGCAGGGACAGAGUGGGAUGGCUGAGGUAGAUGCAACUAUAUACGUACUAAAAGGCUCUGGUUUGUAUACCUAGGGUAAAUAAAAAUCACUUUAAAAAUCGUAUUUGUUCCUAAAUUUAUUUGUUAUUUCCACAGGAAUACCAACAUCACCCUUUAUAUUACGACGCUUACCCCUUAGGAACGGGUUAGUCCCUUUCAGUUCCCGGAGUUGGAUUCCACCUGGAAGUGUCAUACUGUUGUGCAUGCAAGUAGGGAAUACAGUUGACCCCCCCCCCCCACUCCCCAAAAAGCAGAAAUCCAUGUUAUGUUGUUACCCUCUCUAAAAAUGCUUAUAACUGCCUAUUUUAAUCAUUCAAACACCAAUUAUACGUUUAACUAUCAUCCCAAAACAUUAUUAAUCAUUUCGAAGUCAUCUUACAUUACCUUUAAAAAUAUAGGGCUUAUGACGACGUGAAAACUAAUCAAGUUCCCUCUAUAUUCAGACAGCCAUUUUCUCUCGUACAGUAUUCAAGCCGUCCCAUGUUCUUGUUACAGUAGAUAGGGAAACAUUGGGAAUUCACAAGUAAAGUUGACUGUACCAAAAUAUUUAAAUAUGCAUUGAAAAAACAAUAUAUUUUUUUAUAUUUUGCCAUUUAAAUUAAUAUCAAUAUUUGAAAAUUAGUAAAUAAUUUUUUUAUCAUAAAUUUAUUGUCACAAAAAUAACAUGAAAAUAUAGUACCUUAUACACUCGUGUAACGUGCAAUCUUGCGUAUCAUACGACCCCAAAAUUUCAACCAUAAAAAAUGAUUUUAUUGUGUAUCAUGCAAGUUCCUUUUUUUUGGGGAGACCAAAUUACAAUAGGCUAACCUCUUUUCCUCUAUCUCUUUAUCGUAUCUUUUCGUUAAGGUAAUAAAGUAUAAGAGAAUGAUGAAGGUAUCGUUAGUAAUGCUCAUUGCAUAAACGCGUACAGUCAUAAACAAUUGCGUAAACGUGUACAGUCAUAAACAACCGAACAAGAAACACCUGUUUUGCUUGCAUUUCAAUCAUUGUACAAUAGUAAACAGUUACUGUAGAUAUGUUACAAUGAUGUUAAGUAGAAUAGGACUGAUAUAUUUUUACAUUAUACCCUUACAGAGUAUUUGCUAAGGAGAAAGGAUUGGCAAGGAAAUAUACUGCUAAAUAUAAGUUGCAAGUUGUAGCUGAAGCUGAGAAAACAAACAAUGUUCAAGCUGCUCAGUUGUUUGGCAUUGGGGAAAGCUGUGUCCGAAGCUGGAGGAAACAAAAAGAAAUAUUAUUGGUAACUCCUUCAUUUAAAUGUGCAAAUCGUGGAUCUAAAAGUAAAUGGCCGCAUUUAGAAGAUAAAGUAGCGAACUGGGUGUCCGAAAACCAAGUAAAUGGUUCUAUUAAAACACAUUCUAAAAUAAGACUUUAUGCAAUUCAAGAAGCAAGAAAAAUGGGCAUUCCUGAUUUUGUAGCAAGUGUAGGAUGGUGUAUUCGGUUUAUGAAAAGGCAUAACUUUGUCUUAAGAAGAAAAACCAAAAUUGCACAAAAGCUACUGGAAGGUCCUGGGAAAGAAAACCAAAAUUGUACAAAAACUACCUAAAGGAUUUGGAAGAAAUAAUCAAUAAUUUCCCAAGCUUUGUAAUCAAACACCGCAAAGCUGAAGACUAUAGAUUAUCGUCAAAACUAUUGGGCAUGAAAAAACAUGUUUUACUGUUGUUUUAAUGUGUAUGGCAGAUGGGACAAAACUUUCCCCCAUGGUUAUCUUUACAUGAAAAUUGAUGCCUAAGCAAAAAUUCUAUAAUGGUAUCAUAGUCCACGUUUGGGCAUCAAGGCCAGGUGGUUUACGGCAAGAAAAAAGUUUACUUGUUUAGGAUAUGUUUAAGUCACAUCUAGUGGACUACGUUUUAAAAGGUGUUCGAUAGACAAGCACUGAUGUAGCUGUUAUUCCUGGCUGUCUGACUAGCAUUGUCCAACCUCUCGACGUAUCCAUUAAGAAGUCAUUUAAAGACGGCAUUCAAAAAAAAUGGAAUAAAUGAAUGUUGGAAGGGGGACAGCACUACAUAUUUGAUACUUAAAAGCAUUUAAAAAAUGUGAAAUACAGACGCUUUGGAUGGGAGUGAAAAUAAAGCCUUAUACGAAGAUGUAGGAGGAGAGGAUGAAAUGAUCAAAGACUAAGAAGAUGAUCAGUAUGAUGACUGCCUUGAUGAAGAAUUCAAAGCCUUAUUUAAUGAUAAGGACAGAUGUGACUUUGGAGGAUUUUAGUUUAUUAAUUUUAUGCAUGUUUUUUACAUUUUUCAACUUUUGUAUGUUAAAAAUAAAAAUAAUUGUUAAAAUAAUAAUUAUUUCUUUUAGCAAAUAAAAAAAUCCUUCAGUAGUUUGCCUAAACUGAUUUGGAAAUCAUAGAUGGUUACUUAGUCUAGAAUAGCUAAACAUCUUGUAAACCUAAACAAUGCAAAUGGCACAUGAUUGUUAUGUUUGUAUUUUAUUAUAAUAUACUACGUAUUAGUUUACUGCAAUCAGCCAAUUUGGAAAGCAUAGACAGUAGUCUUAAUCAGCUAGUCAUUUUAUGGAAAAGAUGCAGUACAUACACUAAUUUUAUAUCAAAUAUGAUGGAACCCCCCUUAAAUUUAGCUUCAAAAUUAGGUCUUCAAAAGUCGCGUGAUACACAAGUACUAUAUACUACAGGCAGUCCCUGGUUAUCGGCGAUCCGGGCUUUGCGGCGCUUGUCUGGCAAUGAUGGUAACUGGAUUGUUGGUGCUCAUGUGCGCCGAUAUCCGCUUAUUGUCUCCAGUUGUUGGUGCCGAUAAGUGCUGUUAUCAGCGAUUUUCGGUUAUCUUGUUGUCAGGAAUGGAACUCCCACCAAUAACCAAGGACUGCCUGUACGGCAAUUAGCAAAUAUUACUCUACGAAAAAAUCAGCGAAUUAGGGAAUGACGGGAGAUGACACACCUUCAGAGAGAUGGCCUAUGAGCCAUGUUCAGCCAUUCCACUUCGGUUCAAGUGUGUGUAGGUCUUUACUGUUUGCUGUAGCUUCAAGAGCUACUUCACCCCCUCUUGCAUUCGUCAUUAGUUUUGCAUCAGACAUCAAGCCUUUGCCUUCGUCUUUUGCUGUAUGUCAUGCCUCGAAUGUACAUCUUCCAUCAGUGUAGCUCCCGCCUAGAUCAUCUUCAUGCUUCUUUCUGUUGUCCCUCUGAGCACAGACGAGUGUUUCUUCAGUUCUGCAGAGUUCCUGGGUUGCUUGUGCUGCCCUUCCUGCAAAUUUCCUUUUUGGGAGCAAUUCCUGGUUGCCAUUUUCAGUGAUGGUGAUGUCGCCAAAGUUUCCCAGAUGUAUUAGCCAAAUAGAUGUUCUCCAACGAAGGCAGAUACAUUGUCAUGCAAUUAUGUGCAUAAGUAUCUUUGAUUCAUGCUGUACAAUCGAGAAGGAAAGGAUAGGGCCCUGAGUAAGCAGAAGCAAGCUUUGCUUUAGCCACUAUGUUGCACAAUCGUGAUGUUGCUGCAUUUUGUCGAAUGUUUUUAGCCAAAGAUUCACUCUCCAAGAAAGAAGAAGCGUGGCAGCACAGAUGUUGCACAGGUGUCCUUUCUAAAUUUUUACAAAACCAAAAGCAACUAUCCUUGGUUGUUUUCACUGACUUCAUCUCCUAAGGCUCUCCCCUGUUUAUACCCCAUCCUCGCUCACAGAGGGGCAGUUUUGGAAGAGAAAAGUAUGUCUCUUCUGAGUGGUCCCCCUCCCCCCCACCAAGGCCCCCCCAUGUGGAGGUUUAGAGAAGAAUGAGACAGCUCUUUUCGAGUUUUCUCCCCUGUUCUCACGAUGAUUGCAUGGACAAUUGGCUGACAUCUGUGGGACGUCUGUAACAGUCGACUGUGAAUGUCCGGAACACAGUACCCACCCAUGUUCGUGUUCAUCUAAGGGGACUUGACAGCAAUUCCUAGAGCGGCUAACCUCCAUUUCCAGUAACGACCAUGUCUAAGUGAACUGGAUUGUUCUCAAAGACCCUUACGACCAUCAUCAAAUGAGACACACCCUUUUAUGACAAGUGUUCAUCCACAGGUUCUUCAAUAUGAUACAGGUAGGAUAGAAAUUUUAGUUUAUUUGUUCUUACUCAACUUUGGUUGUUCCUACACGUAUACAAAUCCUUGGUUUGUACGCAUGGGAAGUGCUCCAAUACAUAAAGGUCUAAUUGUUCCUACUCAGAAGCGGUCUGAGAGACCGCUUCAGCUGACCUCGUCUAAUUGAAACUCUUCCUGGUGUUGUGUUUAAGGAACAGCUUUGGCUGUCCUCUCCCAACCAAGUCCAUAAGAGACAUUUGAGGCAUGAACCCCCGGCUAUGUUCACUCAGCCAGUACCGCUUCCCUCAUAGCAGCUUUUUUUGCAGCUGCAUUAUAUGACUGUCCUUUGGUACCUGUACAAUGUUAUCAUCUCUUCCACACAUCUGUUGCCUUCAUCUACCAUUGAUUCUUCAGACUUCAGAUCAGCUCGACUGUAGUCUGCUCCUCCCCUCUCUGGUUCCCUCAUCCUCUCUUGAUGACUGUUGGAUCAUCAUCUGGAGUAUCAAGUGUUUGAAACUUGUGACUACUGUUCCAUUUAUGUGGUAUACAGGGAACCAUGUGCAUGCCAGGUAGAAAAGUCUGAGCUAGGAUCGGUCCUCUCCUUUUUUCAAGUCACCCUCAGAACAAUGCGUUCUGGAAUCAGUCUUAGCCAAUGGCCUCGUAAAAUAAAGUUUUGUAAUAGAUUUGAAAGGUAUCAGUGAUUUCUCAGUCUUUUUAGAUCACAGAAACAUGAUAGGCAUCCCUCUCAACUCCUACCCUUUCCUGAAAGGGAAAUAAUGUUAAGAAGGAAUAAGAUGCUAAGAAUGCUCUCCUCCCCAUGUGCAGCCUCUGGUGGAGAGUGCAGUUAGACUUAGGUGGCUGGAUCCUGGGUAGUAGAUGUCCUUUGGUAGGAUAUCCAAUUCCCUUUGAUUUCCUACCACUUAACAUUAACCAUCCGGUCCACAAGUUUGUUCCGGCUUGUUGAAGUGUCUUUCCCUGCGGGGAAGUUGAAGGUUGUAGUGUAUGAAAAUGUUGUGGCAGUUGUACAACCUGGCUCCCGAUUUCUACAAUCAUCCCUCUCUUGCAGAUAAGAUGGGUUUUUAGAAAUCAGUCAUACAUUAAAGUUAUUUAGAAAUUAGUCAUAGAUUUAAGACAGAAACGAUACGCUCCAUACUUGCAACCAUCAGAGUUGGACUUGAUUCCUUAGUUUGGUUGGGGGAAGAGUAUUUCCGAAUACUUACCUAUCAAUCCUUCUGCAAGUUCCUCUACUACAUCUCUGGGGUCUUUGUAUCCCUUCAGAGCCAAUGGUUCCAUGCCUUACUCUUUUGUAUGCUUCCAGCCUCUCCACAAAUUUUACAUUUGACUCUUUACCUUAGCUUCAAUUAGGGCAUCUUCAAUCAGGGUACGUUUCCUGAUGUUUAAGUCUGUGUUACAGACUUCUUGGUUUUGGAUGCAGGAAAGUCCAAUUUCUCACACAAGAUUAGUAUCUGCAAGGGUAACGGAUACAGCAGCAAGGUUGACUUUGUCUCAGCAGGGGCAACCAGCUCAGCAGUUGCUAGCCCUGCUUGAUCACAUCACAACCGGGGAGGCCAGUUUCACCUUCAUUCACUUCAUGCAUGUUGAAGGGGUUCUGGUAUGAUAAGGUCUCCUCAUACCUUCCUAUCCUCUCUGAGAGGCGAGACAGGACUUCGCCUAAUGGUGAGAUGACUAAUAUCUGCCUUGUAUUGUUUUUACACUUCCCAGCCAGAUACUGAAUGCUUUAACCAAUUUUAACCUACCCACCAAACCUGCACUUCAAUCACAUUAGUCACCUGCUCUUCAAGGGGGUAGGUUUGGUUAGGUUGAGUACUUAAUCAAACCUAGCCUAACCUACACCUUAACCUAUCAGCUGUUUGCAUCUAGGGGAUGUCUUUUGCAUCCAUGAUUAAGUCUAGGAAUUAUGACUUCCCUUCGUUGUCUGAUUCGUCAGAUCAAGUGUGUGAGCAUAGUUUCUAAAGGUCCUAAAAGCUUUCAAGUACUCAAAAGGCCUGUUGCGUUACCACUUAGGACUUCACCUCCAAACCAAUUGCCAAACUGGAUCAUUAUCACAGUAGCCCUGCCUGUCUAUGCGAGAGUUGUAACACCGAGCAGUAUCAUGCAGGCGAUUAGAGCAGACAAGCAACAGGAAACAUGACUACUGUUUUUCCAUCCCCCUCAAUAUUCCAGAUGGGUCAUAAAUAUCCUAAAACCUGUCAUUGUAGCCCUGGAGGCAUGCCACCCAGUCCUCAUAGUUCUGGGAAGUGCCCCUUUGCAUUUCAGAAUAAGGCAUUUGUCAAAUCAAGUGCAAGAGGGUGACCAGGACGUACUAGUGUUGUAAGUCAGUCCCCCAGUUUCGUCUGGGAUUCCAUUCUGUAGCAUGAUGCAAGCCAGAAAUUUUACAAAAUUGUUAAAAAUGAGAAAUAAAGUGAUGAAAGACUCGUUCAAUCCUGCACAAAUAUUCUUCAGUCACUUACAGUGAAGGAAGAAAAACUAUGUAAUCUGGAACAAAUUUUUUUAAUAUUUGAAAAACACAAUAAGCACGAAAUGAUGUAGGUCGGUUACUCUUGCCCAUGAUUAGAAGCGACCAGACUGUAUCAAAACCUGGCUUUUGUCAUUCUUACACCUUCCUUACAUGGUUACUUCCAUCCCAAUCUAUCUGUCCCGAGAAGUGUUAAUUCAUCCUAGACUAGCAGUUUAUACGUCUUCAACACUUGCAAAUGCUUGUGAGAUAAUGUUCAAGGUUUUGUAAGAAAAAUUUGAGAUGAUGGGUAAAGGGGAAAAUAGGAAUGUGUUGCUGUUGAUAUUUUUUGUUUGUAUGGUGUUUUUACGUUGCAUGGAACCAGUGGUUAUUCAGCAACGGGGUGCUGUCUGAUAGUUCAAUUGCCCCCAGCUACACUUGGAGAUUAUUGUCUGUUAAAGAUAAAAGGUUGUCCUCACAGGAACAAGUUACAAAUGAAGAACUAAUGUAUAUUUCAGGUAAAAUAGAAAAAUUUUUUUGUAAGUUAAGAAUAUCAAGAGGCAGUCAUUCCUAGAUUCAUACAGGUAUCCUAAAAUGUAUUUGCCUAAACAAGGAGGAACAUGGGAUGUCCCAAGGAUACUAUUAGUAUAUUAAAAAAAGUAAUCCACUAAAUCUAAAAGGUUUUAAAAACAUUAAGGUAAGGAAAUGAAGAUUAUGUAGUAGUAUGCUUUCUUUUAUUGUCACUGUAAAAAUAAUUCAAUAACAUACAGUAACAGUUGCACUAAACAAUGGAAUGGCAUAUUACCACGCCCUUAACUAGAGGACUAGAGCAGCAUGGGGUCUCUCCCUCUUUCCAUCUGUCCUUUGCUUUUGCUCGUUUGAACUUUCUCCACUUUCCUAGACUGUACUGUAUGUUCUUGUUAUAAACACAUGACAAUAUUUUUUAUGCAGAUACAGUACUAUCAAACACGUUCUUCAUCUAAGUACAGAUGUUUAUAUUUUAUUAAACAUA